GUUGGUUAAUCUGUAUUCGGAUGUUUUACCGAUAAAACAUACAGAGUACGGUGAUACUUUAUUUUACACUGUGAUCGUUGUGGCAUAUAGUGAAGUUUUUAAAAAUGAAAUUUUUCCUAUUACUCGCUGUACUCUGCGCAGUACGAGCCGAAGAAUCUGAAAACAGCCAACAACAACAGCAACAACACCAGCAAGCCUUCCAAAUCGUUCUAGUCGACAAUAGAGAUUCUCAAUCCCAAUCUUCAGAAUCCGAAUCGUCUGCCGAGCAAAAACAAUUAAAACGUAGUUUAGAACAUUCAUCCGGAUGGGUACCCUCAUCCGGCCCAAGCGGUUUCGCUUUACCGGCUGAAGCAGCCUACGCUGCAGGUCCAGCACCAUUAGGAUUAGCUGCUGUAUCCGAACCCCUUCUUGCCGCUGCCGGAGCACCAAUCGCUGUCUCUGGUCCAGCCGCAGGUCCCGGUUUAUUCGCCGCUGCCGGUCCGGUUGCUGUCUCAGGUCCAGCUGCAGCUCCUGGUCUCUACACUGAAGCCAAUUUGGUCGACUCUGGCGCCUAUGGUAGUGGAUAUGCUCCGACUUACGCCAGCCUCGCAGCACCAUCCGGUCCUCACAUUCAUUACGCUCCAUCCGGUCCGCACGUGCAUUUAGGAGGCGAACAAUUAGUAUCUCAACGUAUCGAAAUCACCAGACCAGUACCAGUUCCAGUAUACAAAACUGUAGCCGUCCCAGUUCCUCACCCAGUGCCAUACGCUGUACCUCAACCUGUCGCCGUGAAAGUCCCACAUCCAGUCCCAGUCGAAGUUCCUGUAGCUGUUCCAGUCGUCAAGCACAUUCCUUACCCCGUAGAAAAACCCGUACCUUUCCCCGUUGACAAACCAUACCCCGUAAAAGUCAUCAAGAAAGUCCCCAUCCACAUUCCCAAACCUUACCCAGUCCAUAUUCCAAUCAUCAUCAAAAAGCACAUCCACCAUUACGAAACCAAACACUCAAAAUGGGGAGGUUGGGAUUAAAUACAUACCAAAUCUGAUUAGAAUUGGUUUUUGAGACUGCCAUAAAAAUAAGUAUCUAGGUAAAUUUUCUCUUUGUGUGAGUGUGUGUGUUUGUACAUUUUUUUUUUCAUUUUAUUAUUUUUUUUCCUCGAUGUUUCGCUAUACUACUACCUAUUUGGGGUGACUUUCGAUGUUUAUUUUAAUCCUAACCACGAGACAAGCUUUAGGAAAAAUUUCAUAAGUCACCUUUUUUUUUUAUACCAUAAAAGCGCUGUGACUCGAAAAAAAUCUCACCAUAUAUACAAACGGUGAGAUUACUCAGAAUUAUAUAAUACAACAUUUCGUACGAAAUUCAUAACGAAAGACUUUUUCUUCGGGUACAAUAGAAUUUCCAUUUUUGUAAUUUCAUCAACUUUCACAACAUAUUAUGUUGCUUCGUAUAUAAGAAGUAUUUAAAGCUCGACAUCAUCGCUGCUUUGAGUUUUUUCUCAUUGCAACUUUUUACCAUUCGUGUAAUUUUUUUCUUUCUUUUCGCGACGAUAACAAAAAACGUAUUCUUUCAAAAAGUACUUAUACUAUGUACGAGAGAAAUACUCGAAUAAAAAGGGGUAAAAAUAACGUAAAAGAAUUUCUAGGUAUCUAAUAUAUCUUUACAAUGAAUUCAUUAACUCGUAGUCUAUUUUUGUUGAACUCUAUGUCAACGAUGAUUCUCGUAUCUGUAUAUCUAUACCCAUGAAACGAAUCGUCAGCGAGAUUGAAUUUCAUUUAAAUUUCAUUCUAAAGGGUUAAAACUCUAUCGAAUACAUCUACACCUACCUCAUCAUCAUUCUCUACUGUUUUAUAGUUUUUUUUGUACUCGUAGGUAGAUAAGUACCUACGUUACCUACCAAUUUACGAAAGAAUAUUUUUUGAGUUAUUUUUAGCACAUAAGAACGUUAAAAUUCGUGUAUUUUAUUUUCCUUUCGUCCUUUUUUUUCUCCCCGUUGAAGCUCAAUAAAAUGUACUUUUACUUUGUUAAUGUAAUUCUAAGAAUGUUUCAACUUACCUACCAAAAAGUUUUUAAUACAUUUUUAUGAUUUUUCAA
Molecule: messenger RNA, 2070 nt
Organism: Planococcus citri (citrus mealybug)
Lineage: Eukaryota; Metazoa; Arthropoda; Insecta; Hemiptera; Pseudococcidae
Product: BCL-6 corepressor-like protein 1
Exons: 3
Coding region: 105-1007 (300 amino acids)
Source: RefSeq, a predicted model, not a curated record